AUGGAACAGCCCUCAGCUACAAAUCGAAGACAACCUGUACGACAAACACGUACAAAUAAUACCAGAACCUCCGCCCAGGCGGUCUUCUCGGCCACCUCAGGUGCUCAACCUCAUGCAGGGACGAAUCAAGAAGCACCAGGCUUCUAUCCUGCUAUUACCCAUUUUACCGACGCUAUCACUGCAUUGCCCAAAGAGAUGAUAAGACACUAUACAAUGCUCAAAGAGGUCGAGGCAAAAAUCUGCGGGCCUGAGGAGCGAAUGCUUCAGCUACUAUCCGCUGGACUAAAGGCGCCCGCGCUCAAACAAACAGGACCUUCAGGUGAUAUUGAACCACUCCCAGACCCGAACAAUCCCGAGUCGCAAAAUCCUCGCUUCGCCCGCCGUAACUUUUUCCUAGAGAUGCGACGCGAAUUGGUCAAUUCCUUAGGCAUUUUGGAUGAGAAGAAUCAUGUUAUGAAUACUGCGACCGACUGUUUGGAUAAACAAAUCAAACGGUGCCAAAGCUCAUAUCCUCAUAUAGAAGAAGAGAUCAGCGAAGAAGCCAGGCUAGGCAGCAUGACACACUGGGCAUACAACACAGAGAAGCCAACAGAAAAGAAAGGUAUGAUAGGCGGUGAGCGUACACGGCGAGCCGCCAACCAUCUAGCUGUAGAGACCGAAGCUGCAGCUAUGCGGAGCGAGGUUAGAAGAGAAGCCGUUGCAGCUCGGAAGGGUAAACAUCCGAUCGUGGAUUCCGACUUUGACGACUCUAGGACUGUCGGAAGAAAAGCGCAGAAUGGGGGCAAAGGUAAAAAAGGGGGGAUCCUGUCUACGGCUUAG
This is a messenger RNA of Bacidia gigantensis, 819 nucleotides long. RefSeq lists its product as uncharacterized. The transcript is spliced from 2 exons. Gene Ontology annotation, biological process: regulation of DNA-templated transcription. Gene Ontology annotation, cellular component: nucleus; Rpd3L-Expanded complex; Rpd3L complex. Lineage: Eukaryota; Fungi; Ascomycota; Lecanoromycetes; Lecanorales; Ramalinaceae. The record is from RefSeq and is a predicted model, not a curated record. Bases 1 to 819 code for a protein of 272 amino acids.